AUGAAGUCGACACUCGAUGAGGUGAUUCGGGAUAUGGAGGAUUGGCAAAGACGCUUUGACCCGUCGUGGUAUCUUAUUCUUCGAAUUCCAGACCCUAUGAUAGACAGGGCACUCAAUCAACACGUUCGAAAAAUCAUGACUGCGGCUACGGCAAGGACUUCGAUUGAAGACAUGGAAUCUCAUGUGUCUGGUACCUCUAUUAGGUCCACGAAUGUUGCAUCACAGUCACUGUCGAGGCAAAGUCCAUUAAUCAACGCCGACGGGGUCCGCGAUGCAUUGAGACCUAACCCACGCUAUAUUUCGAUAUUUCUGCCAGAGGAGGAUCUCGACAUUGUCAGCAUCCCUUACGCAAACGCAAUGCUCGCUCGACGCCGAGGGAGCACCGGUACGAAAUGGCUCAUUAUCAACUCGAUCCAGUGCACGCCUUCGAGUAACAUCACUGCCAUGACUAAAGAUAUACGUGGCCUUGCCCGAAAAUUGACACAAGUAGACCCAUCACGCUUUGGACUACUCCAAUGCAAGGGCGUGAUACGGCUCCUAAGGCCGCCCUCGUCACGAUUGGGUCCUCCUUCGACGCCAGAGAUACAGUCUUUCGACGUGGUCUUCCGCUCGCCAGAUGGCUCGUCGGCAUUUCGUUGCCUGCGUGAAGAUCUGCCCAAGCCAGCAAAAGUCUCACUCAGCAAUCGAGUGCGCAUUGCUCAGCAGAUUGCCCAGUCAGUCAACUACGUACACGCCCUCAAUUUUGUUCACAAGAAUAUUCGGCCAGAAUCCAUUCUCAUCUGGGACGGCACAGGGUCGAAGUUCCCCUCGACCUUUUUGGUCGGGUUUGACAAUAUUCGGUCUGCCGACGGCGCCACGAACCUCAUUGGAGAUACCGAAUGGACGACUAAUAUAUAUAGACACCCGACACGCCAAGGCGAGCGUCUCUUGGAAUCGCACAAAAUGCAGCAUGAUAUAUACAGCCUCGGCGUUUGUCUCCUGGAAAUCGGGCUGUGGAAUCCACUCAUUCAUUAUGUUCAGCAAGAUGGAGCAGGAUUGUCUCUUCAAAAACGAUGCCGCCGAGGAACCGUGCUCGAUGAUUUUGUGGCUGGUCGUGAAGAGACGAGCUCUAUGCUGUCAGGGGAGCCAUUCAAAAAGUAUUUGGUCGAUCUGGCGAAUGCAGAGUUGCCUACCUUGGUCGGCGAUAGAUACACGGACAUUGUGGUAAACUGCUUGACGUGCCUCGAUCAAAAGAAUAAUGGAUUUGGGGACGAAUCCGAAAUGCUCGACGAGGAUGGGAUUCUCGUUGGCGUCCGCUUCAUUGAGGCGGUUCUGCUGAGACUCAACGAGAUUGUGGUGUAG
This is a messenger RNA of Pestalotiopsis fici W106-1, 1341 nucleotides long. RefSeq lists its product as uncharacterized. NCBI's taxonomy places the organism in Eukaryota, Fungi, Ascomycota, Sordariomycetes, Amphisphaeriales, Sporocadaceae. Gene Ontology annotation, biological process: protein phosphorylation. The record is from RefSeq and is a predicted model, not a curated record. Gene Ontology annotation, molecular function: protein kinase activity; ATP binding. The coding region runs from base 1 to 1341 and encodes 446 amino acids. The transcript has a single exon.